AAGUAGCUUUAGAAUCAGCGGUGUAUGCCAUGAGUGUAGCUAGCCGCCAUGUUGUCUUUCUUGGAGUCUGUUCGUACCUCUUUUAGACAAGACAAUAACAGCGUUGAAGGUCGAGGGAAACGCUCAGCCUCUAGGGAAGAGUCUGUAUCAGAUGAUAUACAGUCUCCUCCUUCCAAGCGAAGAAGAGAUUACUUGAAGACAGAAGAGGAAUCUAUAGUGGCAAGUUUUAUAAGCAGAGCAAUGUCUUGGGCUGAUAAAUACACAUUUUGGAAAAAGCAGACAAAAGAUUUUCAGGCCAGGUCAAGAGUGCAGCAACGUACUGACCAAGAUGAGGUGAUUUGCACAAGAGUUGUUGUUAGAGGCACCCAAGAUGAUGUAAUUUGUCUUGAUGAUGUAAAACCUUCUAAGGUAAAAUCUUCAACUAAUAUAAAACCUAGAAGUAACAGGGAUUCAAGCAGAUCUGUCAAUCAAAGUUGCAAGUUUCCUGACAGGUCCUUUGAAUCAUCAACUCCUGCAAGACCAGACUGUUACAUCACCAAAUGUCAGCCACCCAUCUUUAAAAUGCCAAGUCCACCAGAUUACCCAUCAUCCAGGGUAUUCAAAGCUCAACAGCAUACCAAGUCAAAACCUAGUGGCUUACCACAUGAAAUGGCAAGAGAUGGUACAUCUAUGGGAAGAUCACAAACAAUGUCACAUGCUACGUCCACAUUUAACACAAGUAUUCCUUAUGGAAGCUUUAGCAUUGGGUCAGACCGCAGCAGAAACACCCAGGGGAUGGUUCAUGUUGGGCCUAGUAAACCGCAGAUGAGAAGGAAAGUGAGCAGUAAUAGAUACAGAACAACUGCUGAUGAGGUUGUCAGGCUGAAAGAGAAAGAAGUGUACAUGAAGCUGCUGUCUCAAUUCACAGACCGGGCUUGUGCCCCUCGGCUUUCUCAUUCUGAGACAGAAAAAGAAAAUGCAUCAGCUGAUCAUAGUCAUAAUGCAUACUUGUUUGAGACAGCAGAAACAACAGUUGGUCCCACUGGACAUAGCCCCUACAGAGCAUCUGAGUGGUCCUGCAGUAUACUCCAGGCAAGGCCACAAUCACCGUUAGGCCAGAACCUUUCUCAAGGUUCUGCCCCCCUCACUGUGAAAAUCAAAGCCAGUCCAAUAUCCACAAGAGAACACAGUCACAUUCAGGAUGUGCCGCUAUUUUCUAGGAUAGUUCCAAUGUCAAGUCCAAGCUCCUCUAGUUCCUUUUCCCAUACCAGGGCCCCAGCCUCUACUCUGACAGAUGACCCCCUUUUGAGCAAUUGGACAAAGAAGUGGAGGGAUAUUCUUAGCCCUGAAAACCAAGAAAGAGAAAGAGAAAAAGCCAGAAUUGCAUUAGAAGAAAAUAAGCUCAAACGUCUCAGAGAAAAGAGGAGAGAAGAAGAACAGAGAGCUGUCCAGGAGAUUCAUGAGCGUAUCAGGAGAGAAGAGGAGAGUGAGGAAGAGGAAGAGGAAGAGGAGGAGGAAGAGCUUGUGCCAUUAUCAGAUGAUAUGGAACAGAAGAUCAAUGCUGCCCUUGCGCCUGGAAAUCCUGGUGAUAACCUUACAGAGGGGUUCAAUCUUACUAUCACUCGAGGGGAUCUGGCUACACUAAGUAACCUGAACUGGCUGAAUGAUGAGGUGAUAAAUUUCUACUUUAAUAUGAUAGCAGCAAGAAGCAAGGAAGAUCCUGUAUUUCCCAAAGUUCAUUUCUUCAACUCUUUUUUCUAUCCCAAACUGAUAAAAACGGGCCAUGCAAGCCUGAAGCGAUGGACCAGGAAAGUGGAUAUCUUCACUGUAGACCUAAUCCUUGUACCUAUUCACCUAGGAAUGCACUGGUGCCUAGCUGCAAUUGACUUUCGGAAGAAGACAGUUCUCUACUAUGAUUCACUAAAAGGCACAAACAUCCAGUGUUUGGAUGCAUUGCAGAAGUACCUAAAGGAUGAAUCGUUGGACAAGAAAAAGGUGCCAUUUGACACCACGGGCUGGACAGCUGCAUGUCCAAAGGAUAUCCCAGAGCAAUUAAAUGGCUGUGAUUGUGGUGUAUUCACUUGCACAUAUGCAGAAUAUCUAUCAAGAGAUGCAAAGUUUACCUUUAAUCAGCUUCGUAUGCCAUAUAUCAGACGAAAAAUGGUCUAUGAAAUCCUCAGCAAGAAGCUGCUAUGACAGAUGGACUUAUUUAUAGUGAUGUUGGACUUCUAACAAAGUAGCAGUAGGGCGCCUGUGCCUUAUACAAGAGUAAAGAGUGGAAGCUUGAUGUAACAAUGCUCAAUGUACUGAGGAAUAAUAUUCAUGGUAUAAUGAUCAAAGUCUAAUAUUUCUUCACCAGUAAAAUAUACAAAAAAUUUUUUUUUAGUUGUCCAAAUAAAUGCUCAAUAUAUCUCUCCUUGGAGUAUCUUUUUUGUCAAGGUUCCAUUAGACCCCAUAAGUGAAUUGUUGUGAUACUGUCAUCAAUUUUGUCUCGGCAUUUUUCUACCAAUUCAGGUUGUUAUUUACUCCUCAAGGAUUCAACAAAGGGGAGAACCAACUUCUCGUGAGCGACUUUCCACCCUACCAACCUCCCAUGAGCAACUUUUGACUCAACUAACUUGUCAUGAGCACAGUUAGGAUGUUGUAUAUAUUUCAGGAUCUAUAUUUACUGUAAAUUAAAAUGGAAUUUGUAAAA
Molecule: messenger RNA, 2674 nt
Organism: Nematostella vectensis (starlet sea anemone)
Lineage: Eukaryota; Metazoa; Cnidaria; Anthozoa; Actiniaria; Edwardsiidae
Product: sentrin-specific protease 1
Exons: 20
Coding region: 49-2175 (708 amino acids)
Biological process (GO): protein desumoylation
Cellular component (GO): nucleus
Molecular function (GO): deSUMOylase activity
Source: RefSeq, a predicted model, not a curated record